AUGUCUGGUCUGAGUAAUGUGUCAGACUACCCCUCCCUGCCUCGAGUCACCCCAGUCACCUGCCUCGAGUCACCCCAGUCCUGCCUCGAGUCACCCCAGUCACCUGCCUCGGGUCACCCCAGUCACCUGCCUCGAGUCACCUGCCUCGGGUCACCCCAGUCACCUGCCUCGAGUCACCCCAGUCACCUGCCUCGAGUCACGCCAGUCACCUGCCUCGAGUCACCUGCCUCGGGUCACCCCAGUCACCUGCCUCGAGUCACCCCAGUCACCUGCCUCGGGUCACCCCAGUCACCUGCCUCGGGUCAUCCCAGUCACCUGCCUCGAGUCACCUGCCUCGGGUCACCCCAGUCACCAGCCUCGAGUCACCCCAGUCACCUGCCUCGAGUCACCCCAGUCACCUGCCUCGGGUCACCCCAGUCACCUCGCUCGAGUCACCCCAGUCACCUGCCUCGGGUCACCCCAGUCACCUGCCUCGGGUCACCCCAGUCACCUGCCUCGAGUCACCCCAGUCACCUGCCUCGAGUCACCCCAGUCACCUGCCUCGAGUCACCCCAGUCACCUGCCUCGAGUCACCCCAGUCACCUGUCUCGGGUCACCCCAGUCACCUGCCACAAGUCACCCCAGUCACCUGCCUCGAGUCACCCCAGUCACCUGCCUCGGGUCACCCCAGUCACCUGCCUGCCAUAA
Messenger RNA from Salvelinus namaycush (lake trout), 687 nucleotides. Its product is annotated as protodermal factor 1-like. The transcript has a single exon. The record is from RefSeq and is a predicted model, not a curated record. NCBI's taxonomy places the organism in Eukaryota, Metazoa, Chordata, Actinopteri, Salmoniformes, Salmonidae. The coding region runs from base 1 to 687 and encodes 228 amino acids.